Molecule: messenger RNA, 1284 nt
Organism: Haemonchus placei
Lineage: Eukaryota; Metazoa; Nematoda; Chromadorea; Rhabditida; Trichostrongylidae
Source: the annotation of a GenBank genome assembly
AUGGCGGGUGUAUUCGAUAUUGAAUUAGAUGGAAGCGAGCCGCAACGCUAUGGUGAUAGCGGUGUAAUGCAAGAGGAAAUGGAAGAUGACCAGAUGUACAGUAAUGUAGCUGAUGGUGUAAUAUCCGCUCCGCCACCUAGCUCCUCAUACAUUCAAGAUCCCAUGGUUGAAGCAAUCGAUUUGUCAUGUAUAGCCGUCAACCAAGGUGUUCGUGUCGGCCCAAAAGACUUUGAAUUGCUCAAGGUUUUAGGAAAAGGUGGAUAUGGCAAAGUAUUUCAAGUGAAAAAAACAACGGGUUCCGAUAAAGGAAAAAUAUUUGCUAUGAAAGUUCUGCAGAAAGCUACGAUAGUAAGAAAUCAAAAGGAUACCGCUCAUACUAAGGCUGAAAGAAACAUUUUGGAAGCCGUCAAAAGUCCAUUUAUUUGUGAUCUACUGUAUGCGUUUCAAACUGGCGGCAAAUUAUAUCUUAUUCUAGAAUAUCUUAGUGGUGGAGAACUUUUCAUGCAUCUGGAACGAGAAGGGAUGUUCCUGGAAGACACUGCUGCUUUUUAUCUUUCUGAAAUAGUGGUCAGUUUGGAGCAUUUGCAUAGACAAGGUAUAAUCUAUCGGGAUCUCAAGCCGGAAAACAUACUUCUUGAUGCACGCGGUCAUGUGAAGCUUACAGACUUUGGACUUUGCAAGGAGGCAAUUGAAGGCGAUCAAAAAACCCAUACAUUCUGUGGAACUAUUGAGUAUAUGGCACCGGAGAUCUUGAUGCGAUGCGGACACGGAAAAGCGGUUGACUGGUGGAGCUUGGGAGCGCUCAUGUUCGAUAUGCUCACUGGAGGACCUCCUUUCACUGCGGAGAACAGAAAGAAAACUAUCGACAAGAUUCUCAAGGGUCGACUAACUUUACCCGCAUACCUAUCUGUGGAAGCGCGUGAUUUGAUCAAGAGACUGCUGAAGAGACACGUUGAGACAAGACUUGGAGCAGGACCUGAAGAUGCUGAAGAGAUCAAGCAGCAUCCAUUUUUCCGUCAUCUAAACUGGAAUCUUGUUUUCGCCCGUGAGCUCGAGCCACCAUUCAAGCCUGAAAUGAAGAGCGAAGAAGACGCGUCUUUAUUCGAUACUCGAUUUACAAAGAUGACACCUGUGGACUCGCCUUGUGAAUCGACUUUCAGUUUCACCGGUGAUAAUCCAUUUGUUGGUUUCACUUAUGUUGCACCAUCGGUUCUUGAAGCCAUGAAUCAACCAGACCCUCCUUUGGUGACUCGCGCUCGCUCGCCUCGCAAGCCUCAAUUGUGA